Paramecium pentaurelia is the source of this 1996-nucleotide messenger RNA. NCBI's taxonomy places the organism in Eukaryota, Ciliophora, Oligohymenophorea, Peniculida, Parameciidae. The record is from the annotation of a GenBank genome assembly.
UAAUGGGAAAUUGUGUUUAAGAGAGAAAACCUUAGCAUACACUAUUUGAUGCUCAAGAGUUAAAAAAACUUAAUCAAGUAUUUGAUCAUUAUUGUGAUUUAUAAACUGAGUAUCAUUAUUAUAAUCUUUUAGUACUCGCAAAAACAGACACCUAUCAUAGUAAAACUUUGAGGAAAUCUUCAUUGAGAAUCCUGAUUUUGGUAGAAGGUUCUUUCGCUUUCUAGAGGUAUAUGGUUAAAAGGAAAAAUAUAUACAUAGAGAUGUGUUGUUUUACAUUUGUAAUUAUUAUUUAAUAACGAAUAGUGGAGGUUCUAUUAAAAGAUGCCUCAUCUGUGAAUUAAUUGAAAAACUUAAAUAAAAUAGAACUAUUUUCACUAAUAAGCCUAAAAUCAAGCCAAUAUAUCAACAAUAAAGAAGAAUUACAUUCAUAUAAAAUUACUUAUUUAGACGCUAUAACAAUAAUAAAUGACAUUCUUAAAAUUAGAUUGAAUGGAGAUAAUUUUUAGAAUAUUGAUGAAAAAGCUAGCAGAGCAUUAUUGGAUUCAUUAUUUAAAUCAGAAAAUGGAAUUAUUGAUUGGUUUGAAUUAAUCAAACAACUUAGAAUUCGUCUUGGUGGAUUGUCAGGUGUGAUCAAAUAAUACAUGAAAACCAAGUUCUUUUUAUUAGAUACAGCACUGGAAGUACCCUAAAUGAAUACAACUUCAUAUCUAAUAAAUGAAGAUCUAAUAUUUUAAUUAUAGCUUAGUGCCCAUGAGACUAAAUUAAAAGGAGCAAUCAAAUUGGAACUCCUAUAUUCCAAUCUAGUACAUAAUGGUGGAUUUAAAUAAAUGAUAAAUAAUAUUAUUUAAUCUGGAUUACCUACACUAAUUUUAAUACAACAUGAGGAAUUAUAUGAUGCUCUACAUGACAAAAGCAAUAUUUUAAAAACUUAUACUUUUGGAGCCAUCUCUAAUCAAAGAUGGUUCGAUACUGCAUAGUCAUAAGGAGAUGCAAAAGACUGUAUCUUUUCUUUGUACCCUUAUUUUGUUGUUUAUUAAGCCAAAAAAGAUAGAAAUGCUAAAAAGAACUUUUGUUAUCUAAAUACUAAAGAUAUGUCAAAGCCUUAAGGCAUGGGAUUUGGUGUUGAUGAAAAUAAAUUUAGAAUUUGGAUUGAUAAAGAUCUUAAUAAAUCCACAUGUUCAGCUGAGGAUCUGAGUUAUGAAAGCGGUGACCUUGUUCAUAAGCAUAUAAAAAAAUUGAAGGUUUUGAUUUUCUGCAAAUUUAGAUCUCAGUGAUUGAAGUCUGGGGAAUUGUACACCCUGCUAUUGAAGAAUAAUUGGAUGAGCAAAAAAUUGCAAAUACUGAAGCAGAGUUUUAAUAAUUUGAAAUCAAUACCUAUGAUGAAGUAGAAAGUUAACCCUUAGAGUAUUAAAUUAAUAAAUAAUUAGAUCAAAGGCUGAUUAUUAUUGGUCUAAUAAAUAACAAGAAGUGAAGCUUGAAACCACAGGUACUAAUGGCUUUUACUGGAAUAAUGCAUAAACUGUUAACCCAACUCUUCAAUAUCAUUCAAAUCUUACAAAAAGUCAACCCAUUAUUAAUCCAUAUUCAAAUUAGGGCUUAUCAUUUGAAGAGUAAAAAAUUGCUGAUUAACUUGUUGGAAAAAAUAUAAAUAAUUUUAAUUAGUAAUAAGAAGUGGUUACCCAAACUAUAAUAACAAGAAGAAGCAAUCUAUAAAGGCCAGUUUUAGAUUUUAAAUAGAAAAAAACAUAUGAACCAGUUACCAUACCUAAGAAGUAGGAAAUUAUCGUUGAAACAGGAACUGAAAAGCAGUAAAAUAUUUGAUAUUGAAAUUAGUGAAAUUUUUGGAACUAACAUAAUUGAAUCAUAAUAUCCUAGAUAGACAACAAAUGAAAAAGUAUAAUCAACAACUUCAAGUUGGAAUCAGUCAAAAGGAAGAAAAACUGCUGACUAAAUCAUUUAAGACUAUGAAUCAAGAAAAAGCAAGAGAAAUUAUUGA